CCACAAUGCAGACGACAGUUCAAUAUCUGACGGCAACGCGAACGGUUUAAAUAAAAGCAAAUAGCGCUUAAACGAUCGACAAGAGAAACGCAACUAAACUGGCUGUGAAGUAAUAUUGGCUAAGUGGCAAGUGAAGUGAGUGACGAGAAGUGAGGCAGAGCGCUAAACGGCCAAGACCCAGAAAGUGCAGGCAAGCGAGUCAAUAAAGUCAAUAGUGUAUGCGAUUGCAGCAACAACAACAACAAUAGCAACAGCAAAUUGUAACAAAUAAAGCAAGAAGUCAGCGACGAGUUUCAACAAAACGAGCAUUGCGCAUCAAGCAAUAAAUAAAACCGUUAAUAAAGUGCGUAUGAAUUGGUGUGUUUACUUGCAAAAUUCCGUUUGUUUGUCUUUCUGUGUGUGUGUUGCCGAUAAUUCAACAUUUAAAAUGCAUUUAGUUUGUUUGUAGUUGAUUUAUAAUUGCAAAAGUGACAGCUAACCACAAGAAAUCGAUACAAUAACAGCAAACAAAAACCGUUAAUUAAGCCCAUACACAUUUAAUAUUAAAGCAAACAACAUAAACCGGCGACAACCAACAACAACGCCCAACGAACGCUGUACAAGGAAACUGGACACCAUUUCUUAAGCGCCAUAAUGUACCAUCGACCGAAAAUAUUUGUACUUUGUCUGAUUCUACUGCAAAUUCGGCCCUACAGUAGUUUACCUACCAUCAAUCAACCUUUUCCCGAUUCCCGGAAUUAUUUGAGUCCUCAUGAGAAGCAAACACUUUUCAAGCCACCCGAGCUGGAGGAGACCAUUGAAGAGGUGCAGAGAAUCUUGUCGCAGGAUCCUUCUUUGCCGCGCUUGACAAGAGGUGAGAUUGAGGAGCUUUAUGAGAAGGUGACACGUGAAGAAUAUCAGAAGAGUGUAGCAGCUGGAGAUAUGGGACGCGCGGACAGCAUGCGCGCGCUCAUGCUAGUCUUGCCAUAUAAUACCGACAAUAACACCGAGGAGAAUAUACAGGAACUCUACACACGUCCUCCAGUUACGAAAGUAAUCGACGCCUAUACACCACAUCAACCUAUCAAAUUUCUCACGCCCGAUCCCAGUGCACCGCUAAAGACAGAAACUGCACCAGCCGGCGAUUUUGCAGCUACAACCUACAAGCCUGCGUAUUCGUUGAAGACGCAGAAAGUGUUUGCUCCUAGUCCGACAACAUAUCAUCCACCACCACCAGCACCGGUCAUGUUCAAGAUGACACAGCAAGCACCAAGCGGCUUUCAACCGGUUACGAAUAGCAUAAACGAUGGUGAUUAUAUCGCGAAUGUCGAGCGUAAUCCCACACCAAAGCCGGCGCAACGUUAUAGUAGCCACUAUAAUGCUAAGACUGCCGAGUUUCUCAAACAACGUAAGCCAGUGAAACAAGAGACGUCUACCGUGCGACCGGUUGCGGAUGUUUUGGAGAGUUUAGGUAUUGUUGGGCAGACACAAUCACGUAAUCGUGUCAGCAUCGAUGAUUACUAUGCGGCGGAGAGUGCGCCACAACCGGUAAUAUCGACUUAUGUGCCGCAGACAGUAAGUCUUACGGACCUGAAAGGAUUGCAAGGCUACAAUAUUUCACCGAAGAUCCGGCCUGAUGCUUACUCGAGCUUCAAACCGUUAAACAUUGGUGAGGAGAUACGCGUCAAACCUGAAGUCGAAGGUUACCUCACACGUUUUGGGAUUGUUGGUGGACGCAAAAAGAAGGACUUGAAGAAGGGAAAUAAUCUGAAGAGUCACAGCGCUGAGUUAACAGUUGGGGAAAGCGAAAUUUCUACAGCUAAGGUGCCAAGACGUGGCACUGCCGCUGGUGCGAACAGUGAGCUCGAAAAGCUACUCGAAAAUUUGCAAGAACUAGAGCGUUUAAAUGUCAAUCCAAAAGUGUUAGGUCCCACCACAACUAUACGCCCAACAACCAGCAGUACUACGACUACCACCACCACGCCGGCGCCCACAACACCAAAUUUAAUAACAAACGGCGCACCCAUGUUGAUCGAACCGAAGAAGCCGCGUAGGCGCAUAGACCCAAAUAUCGACAUCAAUUUCGCCAAUUCGGGCAACCAUCAAACAGAAGCGCCAAACUCUGAUCAACUCAGCAAAUUGCUCGAAAAUCUACAGGAAUUGGAAAAGUUACGCAUUAAUCCAGAUAAUGUGUUGAAAACAGUCGUGCCAGCGACAAAUGCUGCUCGCACAGGACAGGUUCAAUAUGCGACGCCCACGCCGCGUACACAGAAUUUGUUGAACCGCUUUAAUGAGCUCGCGCCGCAGACCACACCACCUACACGCAGCUCGGCACAAGCAGAUGCCGCACAGUUGCAGGAAGUCCUGCGACAACUGCAGACAUUUGAGCAGUUAAAUGCGCGCACCACCACAAAGAAACCAAAAGCACAACCUGCACGUGCCGGUGGUGGUUUACUAGCAGGGUUGGGUGGUUUUGGAGGCGCUUUGGCGCCCACAGAUGUCUUUAAUUUACAGAAACUGCUUACGGAUGAUCGAGAGCUUGAGCGCUUGUAUGAACAGGCGCGCGCUAGACAGACUGGGCGCACCGUGACGACAACUACAACACCGAAACCAACAACUACGACUACACAGCGCACCUUGAUAUUCGGCGAUUUAGAUGAUGCUGAUUUGCAGCGUCUGUUUGAGCAAGCGCGUGCGCGGACAAGUACCACACCAGCAGCUACUACCACAACUACAACAACUACAAGCAAACCGCGUACGCCGGCGCCCAGUUAUCGCGAGUUUGAGCAACUGCAAAAGUACUUUGCGGAGCUGGAACGCACGCGUACUAGCACAAGCACAACAUCUACGACGACCACGAGUACAACAACGCCAGCGCCUACAACGACAACAACACCAUCUACAACAACAACCACGACGACGACGACAACACUGCCGCCUACAACAACCACAACCACUACAACGGCGGCACCAGUUGUUAGCUCGUUAGAUUUAGCGCAGCGCAUCACCAACAGUCUUGGCGCGCAGAAACCAAAAAAAGUGGAGUCCAACAACGAUCAAUUGCAAGAGCUCAUCAAUCGUGUACAGCAGCUGGAACGUUUGAAUGCCAAGAAUGAGAAGAACAUACGCGCAACAACAACAGAUACACCCAUACCAUUUGUUGGUUUCACCACACGUAAGGUAAACGCGCCCAGCGCCGGUAAGUACAACGAUCAACGCGCGCCUUCGAAUGAUUUCGCGCACUUGCAAGAGCUCUACCAGCAUGUUGCGGGCGCUGAGCAAGACGCAUUUGGACGCAUUGAAAUAUCCACUGCUGCCACGGCGGCGAAGCCUUCUGCCAAGCGCACGCAGAAAUUCGCACAGAAGAUCAUUGACAUUACGAAUGACACCGGUUCGGGUAGCAGUCUGCAGGAGGUCGAGCCCAAUGACUUUGUGCAACUGCAGAAGCUGCUGAGUAAAGUGAAAGAGCUGGAGCGCGUGAAGAUACACGGCGUACAUGGUAUUGUGCAGCCAGCGACGCCGGCGCCGACUGUCGGUAGCUAUACGCGCGAUUUCACCGAUUUAACCAAUCUCGUAACAUCCGCAUCGGUACACACACCCACGGUACAUAAUUCAAAUGGCGCGCACAUCAUUUACCCCGAAAAAACGCAUGAGUAUAAACCAUUCGAGGACAUAUUGAAGCCCGACUAUCGGGAGCCGACUGAUACGAAAUCUCAUGUGGGUAAGAAAGCCGGUGCUGUGUUGGAACCGACAUCUAGCGAAGAAUUGCGCGAAUUGGCUAUGGCAGCGCCAGCGAAUCCCAAAGGUUCCUCGUAUGAUAAAGAUUUUGAACAAUACCAGGAGUUCUUCAAGCAGCUAGAGGAUGAGGAACGUAAUUCGUACAAGAAUAUGCAGCCGCCUAUGAUCUAUAAGACUGUGACUAAGGAGCCACCACGUUUCGUUGUUGCACAUAAACCGCAUGAGGCGCAUAAACAAAAGAACGGUAAUGUACAACAAAAAGCCGAUUUGGAGGAGCUGCAGAAGCUCUUGAGUAACGCACAGCAGCUUGAAAAGCUAGGCGUCACACUACCGACAGAGUUGUCAGAUCAAAUAGAGACGAAGCUUACUAAACAUUCCAGCAAUGAGAGAGUGGAAAAGCAGCUGGAGACAGUGACAGCGCAGCCGGUGCAUAUAGUCACUGCUGAAAGACCUAAACCUAACGAGGAGCUAUACGACUUUAGUAGCCAUUUAAGCACAGCUCCGAGUGCCGAGCAUAAGCACACAAGCACUGGCUACGGCGCUGCAGCUCAGGAAACAACAAGUGCGGAAAAUGAUAUACAAGAGUCUAGUGAAAAGGAAGCUUUCUUCUCGCUUACCACACCCAAAUCGCUUGUACCGAAAGAGCCCAAAACCACCACAUCCAGCGCCUUAGAUCUGCCCGUUUUCAGCGCUACCAAGAUUAUUGAGGCCGCCAUAAAGCGUGCUGCUAAUAAAAUAGGUGUCUCCACCGAGCAGACGUUGGGCUUCCAAAAACGUAGCGAUACGGACAUUUACGCUGACAUGGAUCCGGGUAGUAUGGACGAUUUAAUGGGCGAAUUUAGUGAGAUGAACUAUCAAUUGGCUACGCCGGAUGUCGCAGUCGUUGACGCUAUUUCAAACAAACAGGAACCGGUUGGCGUGGAGCAAACUACAGCCGCUGCUGGCGCUGUCGACAUCACACAAGAUUUGCAAGAACUGCAGCGCUUGAUUGGCAAUUUACAGGAACUGCAACGGUUAAAUCUCACCGUCUCAUCGGAAUUGCUGCGUCAAGCAGAUGCCAAGUAUUUGGAAACGUUGAAGAAACAGCAAACGCCUGCCGAUGACACCACGAAGAACCGACGUCAAAGUGUAACACCGGCGGUAAGCGCGGCAACGAACGAAGCCGCCACGAGCACAACCCCCAGCGAUACAGAACAGAGUGCGUCCGACGACGAUGGAGAUAUAUCGCCAGAUCCCGUAGAUAUUGCAGCAGCCGAUGAUACCGACAGUGCAACAGCUGAGAAGGACUCUAGCGACAGCUCAACAACUACAGAAGAAUCGCGCAACGGUUCACUCGCCGAUCUGGAGGACUCCUUCGGUAGUUCAGAUACGAACAAAGAGGAACCGAAGCCACCGAAGCGUAAAAAUGGUUUCUAUUUUCUAGCCGAUUGGAAUUCUUUUCUGGAAGUGGGCGAUGGCGACGACCAGGUGAUAGUGCGUCUGAGUCCGAAAAUCGGUGAUCCACGCCUCUUCAUACCAGUCAAAAUACCAUAAUUGGUGCGUUGCGUGGAGCUGUAGAGA
Molecule: messenger RNA, 5277 nt
Organism: Zeugodacus cucurbitae (melon fly)
Lineage: Eukaryota; Metazoa; Arthropoda; Insecta; Diptera; Tephritidae
Product: mucin-4
Exons: 5
Coding region: 634-5250 (1538 amino acids)
Source: RefSeq, a predicted model, not a curated record